AACUCCAAUAUUAACCAUGGACACCCUCCGCAGCGCCCUCCAACCCAUCACGCACAACCUCCCCCAACCCCUCGCCAACCUCGGCCGCACCAUCCUCGGCGCACCCUGCUACAAACACCUCAUCAUCGACAUCGACCCAGCCACCCACCCAGACUGCGUCAAACUGCUCAUCAGCAAAGGCCUCUCCUACGGCAUCAUCGGCGCCUCGUCCAUCGUCAAGAUCCCCCAACUCCUCAAGCUACUCCACAGCCAAUCCGCCGAGGGCGUCUCCUUCCUCUCGUACCUGCUCGAGACGAGCGCGUACCUCAUCUCGCUGGCGUACAACGUCCGCAAUCGAUUCCCCUUCAGCACGUUUGGCGAGACGGCGUUCAUCCUCGUGCAGAAUGUCGUCAUCGCCGCGUUGGUAUUGCAGUAUAGUGGAAGGGGGGCCGCGGUCGCGGCGUGGGUCGCUGCGCUCGCGGUGGGGGGGACGGCGCUGUUCAGAUCGGAUGUCGUCGAUGUCAAGGCGUUGAAUUGGUUGCAGGCCGGGGCGGGCGUGUUGGGCGUCGCGAGUAAGGUGCCGCAGGUGGUGGAGAUUUGGAGGCGCGGGGGGACGGGCCAGUUGAGUGCUUUUACGGUCCUGAAUUACCUCGCCGGCUCCCUCUCGCGCAUCUACACGACACUCCAGGAGGUCAACGACCCGCUCAUCUUGUGGGGCUUCAUCUCCGGGUUCGCGCUCAACGCCAUCCUCGCCCUGCAGGUGCUUUAUUAUUGGAAUGCGCCCGCCAGCAAGAUGACGGAGGCGAGGAAGCCGCGCCCGAUUACGGCGGAGAAGGUGAAUGCGGGGGAGAAGCAGAGCUAUGCCGGUGUGGCGGGGAAGAGCAAGAGCCCGAGUACGCGGCGGAGGGGGUAGAUGUGAGAGGGUGGUGAUUGAUGGGGAAGGGGAGGUGGGGGAGUUGCGUAAUGUAAUGGGGGUGGGAAAUUGGGUGGGUAGAUUGACCGCAAGGGCGGCAGAGGGAUGCGGGAAGUUGCAAUUCAUCUUGGAACUCAUGCUGGUGCAAUGACAUUUUUCAAGCACUCGGCAUUGGAACUUGGGCGUAGGUGGAAGAAGCGUGCAAUAUUUCAAUGAAUGGAUAUCAAGUCUAGCCAUCUAUAUAUAUAUAUUUGAGCAUCAUGAUCGUCAACGUCGUCAUAAUCAUCAUCAUCGUCUUCUUCUUCUUC
This is a messenger RNA of Westerdykella ornata, 1200 nucleotides long. RefSeq names its product mannose-P-dolichol utilization defect 1 protein. Lineage: Eukaryota; Fungi; Ascomycota; Dothideomycetes; Pleosporales; Sporormiaceae. Bases 17 to 892 code for a protein of 291 amino acids. The record is from RefSeq and is a predicted model, not a curated record. The transcript has 2 exons.